AUGAAGGCGGCAUCCCCGGUGUGGACUCACCAUCAUGACCUGUUCCCCGGCGCGGGCCUUCCGUCGCUCCCGCACCACCUGCCCCGCGUGGCCAGGGUGCCCUCGGGGGAUGGGAGCGCGCCGGGACUCCCACUGGGCCAGGGCUUCCGGCACGCGGCCCCGCAGUGCUCUAUCUGCUACAAGACCUUCAUGCAGAAGAGUGAUCUGACGAGGCACAUGCGCAUCCACACGGGAGAGAAGCCUUAUGUUUGCCACCUCUGUCCCUACAGAGGGAAUCAGUCGACGCAUCUAAAGAAACACUUGUACCUGGUCCACAAAGUAGACAGUUCCUGCAGCCAGCCGCCAGGGAAGCCCUUUGGAUGGACGUCCAAAGAAAGACUCUCAAGUGGUGCCGUCAGCAUCGCAGGCCCCUUGCUUGAUACAGAAUAUCCCCAAGAAAGAGCCUCCUUAUCCCAGGGUUCCUCUCUCUCUGUAGAUGCUGUUGCUCCUGGCCAGAGCUUUUCCUCCCUAAGUCUUGCCGAUCAGAGGGGCCACACUUGCCCGUUUUGCGGGAAGAGUUUCAUUAAAAAGUUCAACCUUACCACACACAUCCGCAUCCACACGGGGGAGCGCCCCUAUGCCUGUCCCAAGUGUUGGUACCGUGCCAAUCAGCGAUCGCAUCUGAAAGCACACGUCGUCGCUGCUCUGGCCUUGUCGGAUCACUUCAGACUGCCGGGGACCUGGCCCGAGAACGUUAGCAAAGAGUCUCCUUCUUAUGACCUGAGCUCCCUUCAGGGCAAGGGUCGAGGUCGGGUGUGCGAUCACUGUGGGAAGGUCUUUCAGUUUACCAAUGACCUGCGUAAACAUAUCCGAACACACACAGGAGAAAAACCUUACAAGUGUCCGUACUGUAGUUAUUGCGCCACCCAGAAGGUUCACCUGCGUGGCCAUAUCGGCGUGCUGGCAGGUACCAUGGUAGGCGUAGACAUGAGUGGCCUCGUCCCUCGUCCGGACACCCACACGCUACGCUACAAGGCUCAAGACCAUCUGGGAAGAACGCUUUACGGAUGUCGUAUAUGUGCGAAAACCUUCUUCUACGCUGGGGAUUGGCGCAAGCACAUACGAACGCACACCGGCGAGAAACCGUUCGAGUGCCCCAUUUGCCAUUACCGAGCUGCCCAGAGAGCCAAUCUCAAGAGACACAUUCUGCGCAAACACCAGUUUCAGAGCCGGCUGGGAGUAUUCGGGGUUCCGCUCGUAGGGCGGGAGAGUGGCAGGCUGUAUGGUGGGAUGAGCAGUGCAUGCCAGCAGCUCGAAGCGGAGUCUGGAGGCAGGCGUGGCGGAGGCGCGGGUCCCGCGGUGUUCGCGGUGGAGAAGGCCCUCUGCGGUGGGGUAGGUGGCCCUGGCGGCGGCCCAGCGGCCCACGGGAGGUUCAGCUGCGACUUCUGUGACAAGAAGUUCAGCCACAAGAGCGACCUUACUAAGCACCGACGGACGCACACAGGGGAGAAACCCUACCAGUGUCUGCUGUGCCCGUACCGUGCCACGCAGUCGUCGCACGUGCGGCGGCACGCGCGCUUCUUGCACGGCCAAGACGUGUACGAGUAUAAUGCCGCCACCGCCGCCGCCACCGCCGCUUCCACGCCCUGACCUUUAAGAUGAGCAAAUUAAAUUCUCAUAGCUCUUGAAUAGUGCACUGAUUUUCUUUGCUUUAUUAUAUUUCUUUCUUUGUUAGCUCUUAAGAUAUUUAUUUUUUGUAGUGAUACCGAAAAAUAGUCCUGAGUUUGUUCAAUACCUGUAUAUUUUUGUACAUGUGCCAAUAAAUCUUAUAAAUGUUGA
Molecule: messenger RNA, 1818 nt
Organism: Penaeus chinensis
Lineage: Eukaryota; Metazoa; Arthropoda; Malacostraca; Decapoda; Penaeidae
Product: zinc finger protein 569-like
Exons: 6
Coding region: 1-1629 (542 amino acids)
Biological process (GO): regulation of transcription by RNA polymerase II
Cellular component (GO): nucleus
Molecular function (GO): RNA polymerase II transcription regulatory region sequence-specific DNA binding; DNA-binding transcription factor activity, RNA polymerase II-specific
Source: RefSeq, a predicted model, not a curated record